Molecule: messenger RNA, 1606 nt
Organism: Fomitiporia mediterranea MF3/22
Lineage: Eukaryota; Fungi; Basidiomycota; Agaricomycetes; Hymenochaetales; Hymenochaetaceae
Exons: 4
Source: RefSeq, a predicted model, not a curated record
AGAGUGAUAAGAGACGAGCCAACCUACAUCACGGAGCCCGUUCUCACAUGACAGGGAGUUCUGGUUUGGAGCAUCCUCCCGCGGGACAACGGAGAACUGUUUCGGAGUACCUACCUAAAGACGUCUUGCUCGAUGUCACUUAUGCCUACACUGUGCUUUAUCGCUUCCGCAGUACAGACGCGAAGGAGAUGCUCAAAAAGUAUGCUGAGGACCGCUAUCCCGUCGACAUUGCCAAGGAAAGGCGAAUUCGACGAUUGAGAAGAGACAAGGAGCAGCCUGAAAAGGACCAAAGACAAAUCGCUUUCUGGGACUGGGUUGAUGUAAUGCAAAUGAAGAUACAUGGCAUUCGACCCGAGGACAUUCAAGGGGAGGAAGAACGACGCAAGAGAGAGGCGGACGAGUUAGAUGCACAGAGAAUUGCUCGAUGGCAGAAGGGUGUUGAUGAGAGUUAUUGUGGCGAACACGACGUCAAUGAUGGACGUUCUGAGAUGGACGAAGGAGAAGUGAUACUGCACGCAUACGCCAGAGAUGACGAGGAUCCCCUCUACUCACUCAAGCCGCGCAAGUGGCUUCUCUAUGUAUCGACUCAUAUAUGCGGUAUUGAUGGGAGACUUCGUCUUCUUAAUAGCGGCGAGGAUCUUACCGGAGAGGAAAUGGAAGAGGAUGUCAUCCCGGGAGACCAUUAUGUUUUUUGUUUUGACGGAGAAGCAAAUUUCCUGGAUUGGUAUCUGAGGGGCUCUCGCAACGAUCGCAAGUCCUCUACCUCUACCCGGUCUCGUGUUAUACCAGAAGAUCUAAAGGAAUUCUACGGUGGUUGCCCGUUUACCCAGGAGCCGCCGGACCAAUGUGAUGUGUGCCACCUGAUACCGUUUGCAAAGGGCGACGACUAUCUUCACAGACUACUAGCAAGCCGUGGUGAUCCCAACAAUACCAUGACUAUCAAUGACUAUCAGAAUCAGAUAGUGACGGAUGUACGACUUCAUCGCGCUUUUGACAGGAAGAACAAUGCUUUCCUUAAGACACCGAACAGGUUCCUCAAGACCAGCGAGGUGCCAGGUGGAGAAAAUGAUCCCCCAGACAUUUAUUGUGUCACUAUCCAUUGCUUGCUAGAGAGUGAGAAAAGGCGUGCUAACCUACAUCACGGUGCCCGUUCUCACAUGAAAGAGGGUUCUGGUUUGGAACAUCCUCCCACAGGACGACGGAGAACUGUUGCGGAGUACCUACCUAAAGACAUCUUACUUGACAUCACCUAUGCCUACGCCGUGCUUUAUCGCUUCUGUAGUACAAGUGCGAAGGAGAUGCUGGAAAAAACCGCCGAAAAGAAGCACUAUCCGGAUGGUAUUAUCAAAAGGGGUGAAGAUAGAGAAGGAAAUGCAGAAAAAGAAGAGCUAAAACGCAAACGCAAGGCAGAAUCUGAGAAACGUAGCGAAAGGAAUGCUCAUCGGUCGAGAACUGGUGAUGAUAACCGUGACCGAGCUAACGAGGAUGAAAGAGAAUUCGAUUUCUGGGACUGGGUUCUUGCAAUGCAGAUGAAAAUUCAUGGCGUUCGGCCUGAGGACAUUAAAGCAGAGGAAGAGCGACGUGAAAAGGAAAUGGUGGAACUAAA